GGGGAAUGUAUGUGGAGGAGGGGUUUAUCAAGAGUGAGAGAGCUUAAAAGUGAUGGGGAGAAAAAGCAAGAGAGAGAAACUGCGUGUGUGUGAAGGAGGAAGAUGCUGUUGCCAGGGAACAGCAGUGAAGUAGAAACGUCCAUCUUUACCAGCUCGCAGCAGGAUAGAAACAUGUUACAUCGUGGGUGCAAAAUAUACUGAACGUGAGGAGAAGGAAAACAGCUGAUCCGGACUCCCAGCAGCCCCGGGAGAAUCCGAGAGAAGGAGGACACGACUUCUCUCUCAGCCUCCAUCAAAGGCAUCAGUGAACAGCAAGAAACGUCCUGCAGCCCAGAUCCUGAGCACGAGUGUCCCACAUGCAGAUGUAAACAAUGAUGACCCUCAUUCUGCUCAGGCAGAUUUAAGGAGGAAGGAAAUAAAGAGGAGAUUCUGAAAGCAGCUCAGCCGCUCCUAACGGCAAAGAGGAAGUUAUCCGUAUCACAUAAUUGAGCUGAAGCCCGUCCUCCUUUGCAGAGGAUGGGUACAGCAGAAGCCACUCUACGCAUGGACAGCAUGGAGGUCAAGGACGAGUGGCAGGAUGAAGACUUCCCCAGGCCACUACCAGAGGAUGGAGAUGGCCUCACUGACAACAGAACCAAUCAUCCCACCACUCUAAAUGUGGGCGAGACCAUGGCUCAGCGUAAGCGCCGCACGCUGGUCGCCCCCGACAUGAACCUGUCCCUGGAUCAGAGCGAGGGCUCCGUGCUCUCUGAUGAGUUUCUGGAAACACCCGACGACCUGGACAUCAACGUAGACGACAUGGAGACUCCUGAUGAGACGGACUCGCUCGAGUUCAUCAACAACGGCAACGAGCUGGAGUGGGAAGAUGACACUCCUGUGGCCACUGCAAAGCGUCUUCCAGGGGAAAGUGACGAGGAGAGAGACUCAUCUGGCCGCCUGUGGCGAACAGUGAUCAUCGGUGAUCAGGAGCAGCGGAUUGACAUGCAGGUCAUCAGACCGUACCUGAGGGUAGUCACACAUGGAGGAUAUUAUGGAGAGGGUCUGAAUGCCAUCAUCGUGUUUGCAGCCUGCAACCUUCCUGACAGCGGCUGUGAGGACUACGCGUACAUCAUGGAGAAUCUCUUCCUGUACGUUGUGAGCAGCCUGGAGCUGCUGGUGGCAGAAGAUUACAUGAUCAUUUACCUGAACGGAGCCACUCCUCGCAGGAAGAUGCCGGGCAUCGGCUGGCUGAAGAGAUGCUACCAGAUGAUUGACAGGAAACUGAGAAAGAAUCUGAAAUGUCUCAUCAUCGCUCACCCAACGUGGUUCAUCCGGACCGUCCUGGCCAUCUCCAGACCUUUCAUCAGCGUGAAGUUCAUGGAUAAAAUCCGCUACGUUCACACCCUGGAGGAGCUCAGUCAGAUCAUCCCCAUGGAGCACGUGCAGAUCCCUGAGUGUGUGCUGCAGUAUGAUGAUGAGAAGUUACGAUCACAAAGUGAAAGACUUGAGCAAGAGCAGCAGCCGACAAAACCAACACUAGCUAAAGAAAGGCCAAAGUCAAUGAUAUCUGAGGUUGGCCGUGACAUCUGACAUUAAGUGUUGUGUGCGCAAGCAGAAAAUAGAUGGCUAGCUCCAGGAGGAAGCUGAAGCAUGCACAUGUUUCUUGCACAAGGAUCCCCUUCAUGUUUUGAAAAUGCUAAACGGUAUUGCUUGCACAUAAAUAAUCAUUUGUAAUAAUACAAUAAACAACCAUGUCCUUCUCCGAGAGCACUAGACCAGAAUAAUAAUGCUGUUUAAUUAAUGUCGAUCAUCAAGUGCAGAUAAUUCUUCUGCCAAGUCAUCUUUAGUUCUAUAAAUUGAGACUUCUAGUGAAUCCAAGAAGUGUUAGAUGAUCCUCUAACAUCAUAUUCCCCUUCGUACCCAUGUUACAUAAAGCACAGCUGCUGAUCUCUUUAAGCAUGCACACAACCAAUCAAUCCUAUUUUUAAUGGCCUGUACAACAGGUCCGGCAAAUUGAUCUUCAGCGCACUGCCAGUCCUGAAAUUGGGGGAAAUACCCGCCGCAGCAGGUUCUGGGUGGGUUAGGCUGGGUGUUGGGGGUUAUUUUAGAACCCCCCCCCCCCCCCUGCUGUGCUGUCCUGCUGACUGUCCACACAGCCUUUCCAUAUAUCAAAGCAGCUAUCAGACAUGGGACUGGCUGAUAUCUCAGGAAUGGACACCAUCUCCAAACUAAAUACCAGGGGAGGAAGCAGAGGAAAAAUAUAUAGGCAACAUGUCAAGACUGAUUUAGUUUAGAUGUAGUGCAUGCUUACUGACACACUGCCACAACAAGGAUUAUAUAGGAAAUGUUUUAUUAAGAGAUACAUACAUGUCAAUAGAUGUCUUUGAGACUGUCGGGUUAUGGAAGAAGCAAAAA
Gymnodraco acuticeps is the source of this 2394-nucleotide messenger RNA. It is a transcript of the gene atcayb, whose product is annotated as ATCAY kinesin light chain interacting caytaxin b. Gene Ontology annotation, biological process: apoptotic process. Gene Ontology annotation, cellular component: cytoplasm. NCBI's taxonomy places the organism in Eukaryota, Metazoa, Chordata, Actinopteri, Perciformes, Bathydraconidae. The record is from RefSeq and is a predicted model, not a curated record. The transcript has 14 exons. Bases 517 to 1569 code for a protein of 350 amino acids.